UAGCAUCAAAUAGAGUAACACUUAUCCGGACAGGAAGCAACCAACAUUAGACCCUCUCAAAGUUCAGAAAUUGUCAGCUGCUGGUCCAAGGGUGUGUACGCAAAAGCUAAAGGUUGGUGACCAGGAAGCACCAUAAAAAAUGACAUCUGAGGUGUAAAGAUGACUUUGGUACAAGUAGUGGGAGCACUAUUCAACAGAAGUGACAAAAAAUAUCUGAAAAAAUUGCACUCUGUCCGGAGGAAUAUGCCAGCUUGUCUGUGCCCUGGUACAAAAAAUUACUUGCCAGUGUACCCCCGCUCCAAAAAAAGGUGCAAUCAACCUUGUGCUUUAAAUCAUGAUGUCGUCCGUAUAGCAUCUUCGCCAUGGCGACCAUAUGUUUUCAAAACAACAAAGUUUUCUCUUCAGAACAUCCCCUUUAAAGAUUGCAAUCAACCAGCAAACAGCAGUCUGCUGACAGUCAGCCAAGAUUCUUUAUUGAUUACCUGCUCUCUUCAGAUCAGUGUGAGUAAUAUACUGUUAUACCAGUUGGAUAUUCUUUCUGAAGGGGCCCAGCGUUUCUAACAUCUUCAGUGCCUCUCACAAUGGAAGCCCAAGUGGAGCCAGCAGAGAUUCCUCUCAACGAGUUUUGCAUUAUCAAGCAAACCCAGGGUAAGGGAUAUGGAGUUUUCGCCACUCGCAAUAUUCCCCAGGGAACACGUAUCCUCGCGGACCCACCGAUGUUGAAGCUACCCGGUGCUGUGAUGGAGCACGCGAAAUUGACAAAAGCUGAUAUCGAAGCGCUAGCUGCGACUAUCAGCACGAAAUUGAAGGCUCUCAGCAAGGAGCAGCAACGCGAGUUUUUCUCGCUCGCAAACACUCAAAGGGCUCAAUUCGGCGUUUUUCUUGGGAUUGCAGCCACCAAUGCGAUGCUCAUCGAUUUUGAAACAACUGAAUAUGGAAUUUUUCCCAAGGUUUCCCGUUUCAAUCACGGAUGCCGGCCUAACUCUAUGAGGUCAUACCAUCCUGUGCUCGACCAAGCCGUUGUCCACGUCGUAAAAGAUGUCUCUGAAGGGGAAGAGAUCACCGUGAGCUACGUCGAGCCGGGCCUUGCAUUUUACCUUCGGCAGGAACAGUUGAAGGAGAAGUUCGGUUUCAUUUGUGGCUGUAACUUGUGUUUGAUGCCUGAGAACGAACGACGACUGAGCGACAUGAGGCUCACUACCAUCAUGUUGCUCUUUAACUCGAUCCGAGAUGACUCGGUCAUUCUGGACCAGCCCUUGGCAUCGCUCCACAACACGCAUACCGCAAUGCUCCUCCAAAAGGAGGAGGGCAUUUUGGAGGUCCUUGCCGCAACAUUUUAUUACGACGCUGUAAUGAUCACGAUGGCACACGGCGAUCAUGCGCGAACCCGAGUUUUCGCAGAAAUGGCGAAGGAAGCAGCAAUAGCUUCGUACGGGGUUGACCACCCUAUCACAAUGGGAACACAGGCUCUUGCUGAUGAUCCAGUCGGUUUCGGGAUUCAAGUCAAGUCGACGAUGUGGAAGCAUUCGGUAGAUGAGAUCCCUGUGGAAUUAGACGAUGAGGCUUUUAAUAGCUGGCUGUGGAAGUUAGAGGAAUGA
This is a messenger RNA of Coccidioides posadasii C735 delta SOWgp, 1598 nucleotides long. RefSeq lists its product as uncharacterized. Gene Ontology annotation, molecular function: protein binding. The record is from RefSeq and is a predicted model, not a curated record. Lineage: Eukaryota; Fungi; Ascomycota; Eurotiomycetes; Onygenales; Onygenaceae.